AUGGGAUCGAUCGACUCCACCCCCUUCCCCGUCCUCGACGACCCCCGGGCCGAGGACACCACCCUCCCGGCAUUCAUGGUCUCCACCACCCGCGGCUUCCUCCCCCGCGCGGACCCCGUCGCCGUGCUCCCCGCCGAGUUCGCGCCCCUGGAGGACAUCCUGGCCCGCAUGCCUGUCAAGAAGCUCGACGGCACCCCGGGUCUGCUGGCCUCGUCCAAGCUGGGCGAGACCGUUGACAAGGAGUUCCCGGACCUGACGGAUUCCAUUGACAAAUACAAGGACAACCUGCCCCUGAUGAAUGCCCUGUACCGCGACUACUCGUUCCUCGCGUCCGCGUACCUGCUCGAGCCUUGCCACGAGCGCUUCGUCCGCGGCGAGGAGUACGGGCUUGCAAGGGACGUGCUGCCGAGGAACAUUUCGCUGCCGAUUGCCCGCUGCGCUGAGCUCACCGGCUUCAAGCCAUGGAUGGAAUACGCCGGCUCCUACGCCCUCUACAAUUACCGCCUCGAGGACCCGUCCAAGGGUAUGGAGUACUCCAACAUCCGCCUCAUCCGCGCCUUUGAGCAAGGCCUGGACCCAACGUCCUCCGAGGCCGGCUUCGUCCUCGUCCACAUAGACAUGGUGAAGAACACGGGACCCCUGGUAAAGGGUACCAUGGCCGCCCUCCGCUCCUCCGCCUCCCCGGCCGCCCACACCCUAGACCGCGCCGCCCUCAACCAGGGUCUCACCGAGGUCCUCGCCGCCCUCCGCAAGAUCAACAACACAAUGGAGACCAUGUGGGACAAGUCCCGCCCGCAAAACUACACCAGCUUCCGCACCUUCAUCUUCGGCAUCACCAGCCAGAGCAUGUUCCCCAACGGUGUCGUCUACGAAGGCGUAAACGACAACAAGCCAAUGUCCUUCCGCGGCGAGUCGGGCGCAAACGACUCCAUUGUGCCCUUGAUGGACAACCUUCUCCAGGUGCCCAUGCCCGACACCCCGCUCACCGAGAUCCUCAAGGACUUUAGGUCGUACCGCCCCAGCAACCACCGCCAGUUCCUCAUGCACGUCAAGGACCGCUCCCUCGAGGUCGGCCUCAAGGACGCGGCGCUCGCCACCAAGCUGUCCGCCGAGGGCCUGGGCGAGCACGAAAAGGAAGCCGUCAAGGAGUCCCGCCGCUUGUGGCUGCUGAUCCUGCACCAGGUGCGCGACUUCCGCUGGCGGCACUGGUGCUUCGCGCGCGAGUACAUCCUCAAGCGCACGUCGCACCCUACGGCCACGGGCGGUAGCCCCAUCGUCACAUGGCUGCCCAACCAACUCGAGGCGAUCCUGGUCGAGAUGGAGGACCUGUACGGGGCCGUGGCCGGCCGCGAGGGCGAGUGGGACCUGGGAGAGGAGAUGAGGGAUGUGAUGGACCUCGUGUCGCGGCAGAAGAUAUCGCUGCGGAAGGAGGUGGCCAAGUACUGCGCCGAGCGGGGGGUCAACACCGCCGCGCAGACGAGUUCUUGA
Colletotrichum orchidophilum is the source of this 1488-nucleotide messenger RNA. Its product is annotated as indoleamine 2,3-dioxygenase. Gene Ontology annotation, molecular function: metal ion binding; heme binding. The coding region runs from base 1 to 1488 and encodes 495 amino acids. Lineage: Eukaryota; Fungi; Ascomycota; Sordariomycetes; Glomerellales; Glomerellaceae. The transcript is spliced from 2 exons. The record is from RefSeq and is a predicted model, not a curated record.